This is a messenger RNA of Arabis nemorensis, 762 nucleotides long. Lineage: Eukaryota; Viridiplantae; Streptophyta; Magnoliopsida; Brassicales; Brassicaceae. The record is from the annotation of a GenBank genome assembly.
AUGGAAAAACAAAUCAACGUAGAGAGUAGUGCUACUCAUCAUGAAGACAAUAAUGCUUCCACUAUAACCGUCGCCGCCGCGAUCUCCUCCUCUUCCACCGUGGCAGCUACAUUUUCGUCGGAAUCUUGGUCCUCUUCCUCCAAAAGAUCGUUAGAAGCCGGGGAAAAACUGAGCGGCGAUGAUAAUGAGAAUCCAACGUCGUAUAGAGGAGUAAGGAAGAGAAGUUGGGGAAAAUGGGUAUCGGAGAUUAGAGAGCCAAGGAAGAAAUCAAGAAUAUGGCUUGGCACUUAUCCAACGGCUGAGAUGGCAGCUCGAGCUCAUGACGUAGCGGCUUUAGCUAUCAAAGGCAACUCCGGUUAUCUCAAUUUCCCUGAAUUAUCUGGUUUGCUUCCUCGUCCGGUUAGUUGCUCUCCCAAAGAUAUACAAAUCGCAGCUGCGAAAGCCGCAGCCGCCACGUGGCAAAACCGGGUCAACGGUGAGAAAUUAGCCGAUGAGUUAAGCCGUUCCGAGUUGUCCACGGCUCAUGAGUCUUCGGCUUCGAGCAGUUUUGUGUUUUCUUCGGACACGUCGGAGACUUCGAGUACGGACAAAGAAAGCAACGACGAGACGGUGUUUGAUUUACCGGAUCUUUUCACUGACGGGCUAAUGAAUCAAAACGAUACGUUUCUUUACUACAACAACAUUUCCACGUGGCAGCUUUACGGAGAAGAGGAUGUGGUGUUUCGGCUUGAAGAGCCGUUUAUUUGGCGGAAUGACGACUAA